Molecule: messenger RNA, 2160 nt
Organism: Cynara cardunculus var. scolymus (artichoke)
Lineage: Eukaryota; Viridiplantae; Streptophyta; Magnoliopsida; Asterales; Asteraceae
Exons: 6
Coding region: 1-2160 (719 amino acids)
Source: RefSeq, a predicted model, not a curated record
AUGGAAAUAAAGGAUGCUUUGUUUGCUAUUGGGAAUGAUAAGGCUCCUGGCCCUGAUGGGUUUUCGUCUAAAUUCUUUAAAGCGACUUGGAGUGUGCGGCCCUUUGCCUAUUGUAAUGUGUUGCUAAAGUAUAUCAGUAAAAUUAUUGCUGAACGGAUAAAAGGCUCUUUGGAUGUUCUUAUUAGCAAGGCUCAAUCUGCGUUCAUUCCUGGGCGUCAAAUCACUGAUAAUAUCUUAAUGAUGCAUGAACUAGUUGUUGGUUAUCAACGAUCUAAAGGGGAACCAAAAUGUGCUUUUAAGAUUGACAUUCGGAAAGCAUAUGAUACAGUUGACUGGCAAUUUCUUUUAGAGAUGCUAAAAGGAAUGGGUUUUUGUCACACCCCACUAAAGCGGAAACGCGGAAUAACGAUCGGGUUUGUCUCCAAGUCUGGAAAAAGUGAGGUGUUUUUCGGGAAUGUGGCGAUGGAGGUUCAAACUCUUAUUCGUAAUAGCUUAUCUUUUCGGCCGGGGGUAUAUCCUAUUCGUUAUCUGGGAGUUCCUCUAUCUCCAGUUCGUUUGAAGACUGAACUUGAUCGUAUCCAGAUGGAUGUUGAUAAUGAUCYGUCUAAUGUUGAGCUAGGCCAAGAGUUGGGUCAUAUUCGGGUAGCGUAUCAAAAUGCCUGUUGGGAUGAGAAUUGUGCCGCGAAUCAGCGUGCCAAAAUUGCUUGGUUGAAUGAAGGUGAUUUGAAUACAAAAUUCUUCCAUAAGGUGAUUAAAGAGCGGCAUCAUUACAAUUCUAUUCAGUCUGUGUGUACAAGUGAUGGAGCUUAUGUCUAUGGUGAUGAUGUGCCUAAUGUUUUUGUGGAUCAUUUUAAAGACUUUCUAGGCUCGAGGUAUGUUUCUUCUGAACAGACUAUCACUAAUGAUGUUUUCAURCGUAAACUUUCUUUGGCGGAAGCUAACCAUAUGAUCAGACCAAUUCAAAAUGAAGAAAUUAAAAAUGCUAUGUUUAGCAUUGGUAAUUAUAAAGCUCCUGGGUCUGAUGGGUUUUCUUCAAAGUUUUUCAAAGCGGCUUGGGACAUUGUUGGCCGUGAUGUGGAGACUGCAAUUCACAAUUUCUUUUACCGAGAAUCUAUAUUUCGUAAAUUCCUUUGGGCUCCGAGGGAAGAUCUGCGUGGUAAAUGUCGGUUAUCUUGGGAUACGGUUUGUAGGCCACUGGAAUCUGGGGGUCUUGGAAUUAAAAGGCUUUCUACUUGGAAUCGGGCUUUACUUGCAAAACAUGUGUGGGAUAUUGCUAGGCGACGGGAUUCUAUGUGGGUUCGUUGGAUUUAUAGUAAUAAUCUCCGUUCUUCGAAUUUCUGGAUGGUUCGUAAGAAUUCUAAUUGGUCUUGGGUUUUUCGUAAGCUACUAGACUUGCGGAUUCAUUUACGUCGGUUUCUUUUCUCUCAAAUUGGUGACGGUUGGAACACGAAUGCUUGGGAGGAUGCUUGGUUAUCUUGUGGCCCUCUAUCCGCGUUUAUCUCUUACCGAUGGAAUGGUAAUUGGCCUGAUGAUUGGUGUGAACGGUUUGAUAUGCUUCAAAAUUCUCCGCUUCCUUUAUUGACUUCUGAUUGUGAUAGAGUUCUUUGGGGAGAUGCUUAUAAUUUGUGUUCGGAUUUUACAGUAGGUAAGGCUUGGGCUUCWUUAGAGGGUAAUCAUCCUGUGAUCCCUUGGUCUAAAUUGGUUUGGUUCUCAGGUCAUAUUCCGAAGCAUGCCUUCUGUUUUUGGUUGGCUUGUCAGAGAAGGCUUCCRACUCAAGACCGUUUACAUUGGAAGGAUGAGCCCCCAGAUAUGGAGUGUUCACUGUGUGGUCAAUGUUUGGAUAGUCAUGAUCAUUUAUUCUUUCAAUGUUCGUAUGCAGGAGCUGUAUGGACUAGUGUUCUAGUUUUGAUGGAUAUGACGGGUAUGCCUUCAAGGUGGGAACAGAUUGUCCAAGUUAUUUCGGAUCCUAAUAUUCGUCCGAAGCUGUUAAAGCAGAAACUUGGUGUGGCGGCUACUCUUUACUAUAUUUGGCAAGAACGCAAUAGAAGACUUUUUUCUGCGACUAAGCGUACGGUUCAAGAUCUUACUGCUGUUAUUAGGGAAUCUAUCUCCAUUCGAGCAGAUUGGUUGGCGUGUCGUCCUGUGCUUACUUAUGGUUGA